Molecule: messenger RNA, 1507 nt
Organism: Camellia sinensis
Lineage: Eukaryota; Viridiplantae; Streptophyta; Magnoliopsida; Ericales; Theaceae
Source: RefSeq, a predicted model, not a curated record
AAAUCUUUUCCCUCUCCUCAAUUAUUAUUCUUCUUCUUUUCCUCUCAUUCUCAUACUUAUCCAACCAACAAAAUAUAAUUCUUUCACUACAAAAACAUUACAUUAAUUCAUUAUUCCUAGCUUCUUGUGUUGGUGAUCCAAGCAGUCUAACAAGCCCCUGAAUCUCCAUUUGUGUCUGAAUAUGGCAAGGAAGCUCAUGCACGCAGUUCAGUAUGACUCUUAUGGAGGAGGAACUGCUGGUUUGAAGCACGUUGAAGUUCCUGUUCCUGCUCCAAAAAAGAAAGAGGUUUUGAUAAAAAUAGAAGCAGCAAGCUUAAAUCCAAUCGAUUGGAAAAUUCAGAAAGGCAUGCUGCGUCCUCUUUAUCCAUGGAAAUUUCCUCAUGUACCUGGUACUGAUGUAGCAGGAGAAGUAGUUGAGGUUGGAUCUGGAGUAGAGAAUUUUAAAGCCGGUGACAAAGUUGUAGCCUUGCUUAGCGAUUGUACUGGAGGUGGACUAGCUGAGUUUGCAGUAGCUAAGGAGAGUCUGACAGUUCCGAGGCCACAGGAGGUAUCAGCAGCUGAAGGUGCAGGCCUACCCCUUGCAGCCCUUACAGCUCACCAUGUCCUAACCCAAUGCCUAGGGCUUAAGCUUGAUGGAAUGGGCCCGCGAAAAAAUGUCCUAGUCACGGCUGCCUCUGGCGGUGUGGGUCACUAUGCAGUUCAACUAGCAAAGCUUGGAAACACUCACGUGACGGCUACUUGUGGGGCCCGCAACAUGGAUUUCGUGAAGAGCUUAGGGGCAGACGAGGUUCUUGACUAUAAAACGCCCGAUGGGGCGGCCCUGAGGAGUCCAUCUGGACAGAAAUAUGAUGUUGUCAUUCAUGGUGCCUCAGGCAUUUCUUGGUCUACUUUUGAGCCAAAUUUGAAUGCAAAGGGGAAGGUAAUAGUUUUGAUUCCUAGUGCUAGUGCCAUGAAGACUUUUGCCUUGAAGAAACUCACAUUCUCUAAGAAGCAAAUGGAGCCAUUGCUUGUAGUUCCAAAAAAAGGUGAGAACCUUGACUAUCUUGUUAAGUUGGUGAAGGAAGGGAAGAUUAAGACGGCGAUCGACUCACAAUAUCCUCUGAAUAAGGCUGAAGAUGCCUGGGCCAAGAGCAUUGAUGGUCAUGCUACUGGGAAGAUCCUCGUGCAGCCUUAAAAUUGAAUGUCGUGAAAAAGUGAUAGGAAAAAAGUUCCUGGAAAAAAGUUGUGUCCCAUAUCAUAUCGUGAACUUAAUUAUUCGGCUAUUGUUUAUUUGUUUAAAAGAAGAGGGCGUGUAUGUGAACCAUGGUAUGCAGAUAGAUACUGCAUUAAGGUAUUUGAUGAUGUGUGGCUCUGCAUUGUGUGCUUCAUAUUGUUUUCACUUGAUGUUUGUAAAUGUAGUUUUUUAAUGUCUUGCUCAUCUUGUAGGUUUGAUCAUAAUUGUAGUCAGCUGCAGUUUUCUGUACAUGUAAAUUGUUGAUGUGCGUGAUUUAUUUAUUUAUUUAUUUGU